Messenger RNA from Sinocyclocheilus rhinocerous, 2581 nucleotides. It is a transcript of the gene elmo1, whose product is annotated as engulfment and cell motility 1 (ced-12 homolog, C. elegans). Bases 189 to 2411 code for a protein of 740 amino acids. The record is from RefSeq and is a predicted model, not a curated record. Gene Ontology annotation, cellular component: guanyl-nucleotide exchange factor complex; plasma membrane. Gene Ontology annotation, biological process: cell motility; actin filament organization. NCBI's taxonomy places the organism in Eukaryota, Metazoa, Chordata, Actinopteri, Cypriniformes, Cyprinidae. The transcript has 23 exons.
GAUAAAUACGGGUGUAGUCUUGAUUUUAAAGGCUUUUGUUGAUCAUGUUGAGAAGCAACACAUUGCACUGCUGAGGCUUAAAGAACAGGAAACAUCAACUCGUUUGAGCGGCUGCUAGUUGCGGAGGUUUCUGGGCUUGGAUGAGAGCCAGGCAGCAGUGAGCGGCCACAUCCUCCAUCAGCGCAGCCAUGCCGGCCCCAGCAGACAUUGUGAAGGUGGCCAUCGAGUGGCCGGGGGCCUUUCCCAAACUUAUGGAGAUUGACCAGAAAAAGCCUCUCUCAGCCAUCAUUAAAGAAGUCUGUGAGGGGUGGAACUUGCCAAACCCUGAAACCUUUGCCCUGCAGAAUGCUGACUCAACCAACUUCUACAUCACUGAAAAGAAUCGCAACAACAUCAAAAACGGCUCCAUUCUGCGGCUUACUACUUCAGCUGCCCAGAUGGCCCAGCAGCUGCAUGAGCGCAUCCAGUCUUCCAGCAUGGACAUGAAGCUGGACGCUCUGAAGGAUCUGGCCAACUCUUCACGAGACAUCACCUUUGCUCAGGAGUUCAUUAACCUCGACGGCAUCUCACUGCUCACACAGAUGGUGGAAAGUGGCACAGAACGGUAUCAGAAACUGCAGAAGAUAAUGAAGCCUUGCUUUGGUGACCUGCUCUCCUUCACACUGACGGCUUUCGUGGAGCUCAUGGACCAUGGCAUUGUCUCCUGGGACACCUUCUCUGUGGCCUUUAUCAAGAAGAUUGCCAGUUAUGUGUGUAAAUCUGCCAUGGACACUGCUGUACUCCAGAGGUCUCUAGCCAUCCUGGAAUCAAUGGUGCUCAACAGUCAAGAUCUCUACCAGAAGGUGGCUCAAGAAAUCACCAUUGGCCAGCUCAUCCCUCAUCUGCAAGGGACAGAUCAGGACAUUCAGACUUACACCAUCGCAGUGAUUAAUGCGUUGUUCCUCAAAGCCCCUGAGGAGAAGAGACAGUUUGAUGAGGACAAUGUGAGCAUCCUUGAUUGUCCUCUUACAGAGAUGGCCCACAUUCUAGCACAGAAGCAGCUGCGCUCAAUCAUCCUCAGUAAUGUGAUCAGGAGUAACAAACCCAUAAAUGAUGAAAUGGCCCACCAGUUAUAUGUGCUACAAGUUUUGACCUUUAACCUUUUGGAGGACCGCAUGAUGACAAAGAUGGAUCCUCAAGACCAGGCUCAGAGGGACAUCAUCUUCGAGCUGCGCAGGAUCGCUUUUGACGUUGAGUGUGAGUCCAACAACAGCGGCAGCAUUGAGAAGCGCAAGUCCAUGUACACCAGAGACUACAAAAAGCUGGGCUUCAUCAAUCACGUGAAUCCUGCGGUUGACUUCACUCAGAUUCCUCCUGGGAUGCUGGCUCUGGACAACAUGCUGUAUUUCGCCAGGCACCAUCAGGAUGCCUAUAUCAGGAUUGUACUGGAGAACAGCAGUCGUGAGGAUAAACAUGAAUGUCCAUUUGGGCGCAGUAGUAUUGAACUGACGAAGAUGCUGUGUGAAAUUCUCAAAGUGGGAGAACUUCCCAGCGAAAACUGUCAUGACUUCCACCCCAUGUUUUUCACCCACGACCGCUCGUUUGAGGAGUUCUUUUGCAUCUGUAUCCAGCUUCUCAACAAAACAUGGAAAGAGAUGAGAGCCACUUCUGAAGACUUUAAUAAGGUGAUGCAGGUGGUGAAGGAACAGAUCACUCGUGCUCUCACGAUCAAGCCUAACUCUCUGGAUCAGUUUAAAAGUCGUCUGCAAAAUCUGAGCUACACUGAGAUCCUCAAAUUGCGCCAAUCCGAGAGAAUGAACCAGGAGGAUUUCCAAUCCCGGCCCAUCCUGGAGCUUAGGGAGAAAAUCCAGCCAGAGAUCAUGGAGUUGAUCAAACAGCAACGCCUCAAUCGUUUGUGUGAGGGCACCUGCUUCAGGAAGAUCAGCAGCCGAAGGAGACAGGACAAGUUCUGGUACUGUCGACUGUCGCCCAAUCAUAAAGUUCUCCACUAUGGGGAUCUGGAGGAGAGCCCUCAGGGAGAGGUACCCCAUGAUUCCCUACAGGACAAACUUCCUGUGGCUGAUAUCAAAGCUGUUGUCACUGGUAAAGACUGUCCACAUAUGAAGGAAAAGGGAGCUCUGAAGCAGAACAAGGAGGUGCUGGAGCUGGCUUUCUCUGUCCUCUAUGAAUCUGAUGAGUAUCUAAACUUCAUUGCCCCUGACAAGCAUGAGUACUGCGUGUGGACAGAUGGGCUGAAUGCACUGCUGGGGAAGGAGAUGACCAGUGAGUUCACUCGCUCAGACAUGGACACUCUUCUCAACAUGGAGAUGAAGCUCCGCCUCCUGGACCUGGAGAACAUCCAAAUCCCUGAAGUUCCUCCCCCAAUCCCCAAAGAGCCAAGCAAUUAUGACUUUGUUUAUGACUGCAACUAAUUCCCUUUCACUGGACUGACUGAUUUUUCCUAAAUGCAUACUGGAAGAAGGACUUUUACAAAAAGUUAAAGAAAAGAAAAAACGGAAAUUCCUUUCAUGCUAAAACUUGGCUCUCUAGUGCACCUCAUCACAAUGGAUUUGCUGAACUUAAUGGACUUGGCUUGCACGGC